Thalassophryne amazonica is the source of this 4571-nucleotide messenger RNA. RefSeq names its product structural maintenance of chromosomes 1A (gene smc1a). The transcript is spliced from 26 exons. Bases 265 to 3960 code for a protein of 1231 amino acids. Gene Ontology annotation, molecular function: ATP binding; ATP hydrolysis activity; protein binding. Gene Ontology annotation, biological process: sister chromatid cohesion. Lineage: Eukaryota; Metazoa; Chordata; Actinopteri; Batrachoidiformes; Batrachoididae. The record is from RefSeq and is a predicted model, not a curated record. Gene Ontology annotation, cellular component: chromosome; nucleus; cohesin complex.
GCGUCUUCCGUCGGAUUGUAAAAUGGCGCAUUAUCAAAACUGCAUAUUUGGCUGACAGGUUAAGAGUAACCUUUUGACAUGCGAAUCAUAAUUUGAUGUGUGCAUGCUCCGGCAAUACAAUAGUCAGAGAGAUUCUUUCAUAAAUGCGCUCGUUUCGUCUUUAAGACAGCUUGUUAGGUAAACAUCGGUUGUUAGCAUCUCUUAGCUAACAUUUAGCUUGCUAGCUAAUAAUCACUGCAGUUUAUUUCCAUACAGUUGCACAAAAUGGGCUAUUUAAAAUUGAUAGAGAUAGAAAACUUCAAGUCAUAUAAAGGAAGACAGAUCAUUGGACCUUUUCAUAAAUUCACCGCAAUUAUCGGACCCAAUGGAUCUGGAAAGUCCAACCUUAUGGAUGCCAUCAGCUUCGUGCUGGCAGAGAAGACCAGUAACCUACGUGUGAAAACUCUGAAAGAUCUGAUCCAUGGAGCUCCUGUGGGGAAGCCAGCAGCUAAUAGGGCCUUUGUCAGCAUGGUGUAUCAGGAGGAUAAUGGAGAAGAACGCUCCUUCACAAGAGUUAUUAUUGGUGCUUCCUCUGAAUACCGUAUCAACAACAAGGUGGUAGGCCUGCCUGAAUACAGUGAAGAGCUGGAGAAACUGGGUAUUCUCAUCAAGGCCAGGAACUUCCUGGUUUUUCAGGGAGCUGUCGAGUCGAUUGCAAUGAAGAAUCCCAAGGAACGCACAGCUCUGUUUGAAGAAAUUUCUCGUUCUGGAGAGCUUGCCCAAGAGUAUGAUCGGAGGAAGAAAGAAAUGGUGAAAGCAGAAGAAGACACCCAGUUCAAUUACCACCGCAAAAAAAACAUUGCUGCUGAGCGCAAGGAAGCCAAGCAAGAGAAAGAGGAGGCUGAGCGUUACCAGCGUCUGAAGGAUGAAGUAGCAAGGGCCAGUGUUCAGUUGCAGCUCUUCAAGCUGUACCACAAUGAGACAGAGAUUGAGAAACUGAACAAAGAAUUGGGUCAGAGGAACAAAGAGAUUGAGAAGGACCGUAAGAAAAUGGAUCACGUUGAGGAGGAGCUGAAGGACAAGAAGAAGGAGCUGGGUAGGCUGAUGAGGGAGCAGCAGACUAUUGAGAAAGAGAUCAAAGAGAAGGACUCUGAAUUGAACCAAAAGCGGCCACAGUACAUUAAGGCCAAAGAAAACACCUCCCAUAAGAUCAAGAAGCUUGAAGCAGCACGAAAGUCUUUGCAAAAUGCUCAGAAGAUGUACAAGAAGCGCAAGGCAGACAUGGAUGAGCUGGACAAGGAGAUGAGAGCAGUGGAGAUGGCCAAGCAAGAUUUUGAGGAUCGCAUGGAGGAGGAAGCCCAGAGCCAGGGCCAGGACCUCACCUUGGAGGAAAACCAGGUCAAACAGUAUCAUCGUCUGAAGGAGGAGGCCAGUAAACGUGCUGCCACCUUGGCCCAGGAGCUGGAGAAGUUUAAUCGUGAUCAAAAGGCAGACCAAGACCGCCUUGACUUGGAGGAAAGAAAGAAAGUGGAGACAGAGGCUAAAAUUAAACAGAAGAUUCGUGAAAUUGAGGAAAACCAGAAACGUAUUGAAAAAUUAGAGGAUUACAUUGCCACCAGCAGACAAUCUCUAGAUGAACAGAAGCGCAUGGAGGAGGAGUUGACUGAAGAAGUGGAGCUGGCUAAGAGGAGGAUUGAUGAGAUAAACAUGGAGCUAAACCAGGUAAUGGAGCAGUUGGGAGAUGCCAGGAUUGACAGGCAGGAGAACAGUCGUCAGCAGCGUAAAGCUGAGAUCAUGGAGAGCAUCAAAAGACUCUAUCCUGGCUCUGUGUAUGGUCGUCUGAUCGACUUGUGCCAACCCACCCAAAAGAAGUAUCAGAUUGCUGUGACCAAAGUUUUGGGGAAGAACAUGGAUGCCAUUAUUGUUGACUCUGAGAAGACUGGUAGAGACUGUAUUCAGUACAUCAAAGAGCAGCGAGGAGAGCCAGAGACAUUCCUUCCUCUCGACUACUUAGAGGUGAAACCAACAGAUGAGAAACUGAGAGAAUUGCGGGGAGCUAAGCUGGUGAUUGAUGUGAUUCGCUAUGAGCCCCCCCACAUCAAGAAGGCUCUCCAGUAUGCAUGUGGCAAUGCCUUGGUCUGUGAAAAUGUGGAGGAUGCAAGGAGGAUUGCUUUUGGAGGGCCAUACAGACACAAGACUGUAGCCCUGGAUGGUACUUUGUUCCAAAAGUCUGGAGUGAUAUCUGGAGGAGCCAGUGAUUUGAAAGCCAAGGCCAGGCGCUGGGAUGAGAAAGCAGUGGAUAAGCUUAAGGAGAAGAAGGAGAAACUUACAGAUGAGCUCAAAGAGCAAAUGAAGGCCAAGAGGAAGGAAGCAGAGCUUCGUCAAGUGCAGUCACAAGCCCACGGUUUGCAGAUGAGACUAAAGUACUCACAGAGCGACCUGGAACAGACAAAAACCCGCCACCUAUCACUCAACAUGCAGGAAAAGUCUAAACUGGAGAGUGAACUAGCAAACUUUGGCCCUCGCAUCAAUGACAUCAAGAGAAUCAUCCAGUCCCGUGAGAGAGAGAUCACUGACCUGAGGGACCGCAUGAACCUGGUGGAAGAUGAAGUGUUUGUGGAAUUCUGUAAAGAGAUUGGAGUGAGGAACAUCAGAGAGUUUGAAGAGGAGAAGGUGAAGAGGCAGAAUGAAAUUGCAAAGAAGCGUCUUGAGUUUGAGACCCAGAAGACCCGUCUGGGUAUCCAGGUAGACUAUGAGAAGAACCAGCUAAAGGAGGACCAAGAAAAGGUCAUGAUGUGGGAGCAGACAGUCAAAAAGGAUGAGGCUGAAAUCGAGCGACUUAAAAAGGAGGAACACAGGCACAUGAAGAUCAUUGAUGAGACAAUGGCCCAGCUGCAGGACCUGAAAAAUCAGCACCUUACCAAAAAAUCUGAGGUCAAUGAUAAAAACCAUGAAAUGGAGGAGAUUCGCAAAAAACUGGGUGGAGCCAACAAGGAGUUAACUCAACUCCAGAAGGAAGUGACAGCCAUUGAGACUAAACUGGAGCAGAAACGCAGCGAUCGUCACAACUUGUUGCAAGCCUGCAAAAUGCAGGAUAUCAGGUUGCCUCUUAGAUCUGGAACAAUGGAUGAUAUCAGCCAGGGAGAGGGGAGCUCCCAGACAGAUGAGUCAAGCAGUCAGAGGACCUCCAGCAGUGUUCUGGCUAAAGAAGCUCUCAUCGAGAUAGACUACAGCAACCUGUCUGAGGACCUGAAGGAUGCCCUGUCAGAGGAAGAGAUAAAAGCAGAGACAAACACACUGCAGCAGCGUCUGAAUGAACAGCAGAGCAUCCUACAAAGGAUCAGUGCACCCAACAUGAAGGCCAUGGAGAAGCUUGAGAGUGUCAGGGAUAAGUUCCAAGAGACAAGUGACGAGUUUGAAGCUGCCCGUAAAAGAGCCAAGAAGGCCAAACAAGCCUUUGAGCAAAUCAAGAAAGAAAGAUUUGACCGCUUCAAUACCUGCUUUGACUCUGUGGCCACAAACAUUGAUGAGAUCUACAAAGCACUCUCACGGAACAGCAGCGCUCAGGCUUUUCUGGGUCCGGAAAACCCAGAGGAACCAUACCUUGAUGGUAUCAACUAUAACUGUGUGGCUCCAGGGAAGCGUUUCAGACCCAUGGAUAAUCUGUCUGGAGGAGAGAAGACUGUAGCUGCUCUUGCUCUGCUCUUUGCCAUUCACAGUUAUAAACCCGCCCCCUUCUUUGUCCUGGAUGAGAUUGAUGCUGCUCUUGAUAACACUAACAUUGGGAAGGUGGCCAACUACAUAAAGGACCAGUCGGUGGAGAACUUCCAGGCUAUUGUCAUUUCUCUGAAGGAAGAGUUCUACACCAAGGCAGAUUCUCUCAUUGGUGUUUAUCCAGAGCAAGGGGACUGUGUUAUCAGCAAAGUGUUAACCUUUGACCUCUCUCAGUAUCCUGAUGCCAACCCAAAUCCCAACGAAUAACCAGCACAGGCAUCUUGGCAAGUUGGAUGUUCCCUUUGCUCUUCUCUCCAAAUUACUUGUGUGUAGACAGAACGUGUCAGCUGGGUCCCACAUGGUAGUUAUGAUAGUUAUUUUUAACUAUAUUUCUUGUUUUUGAUAUUUUAGAGCAGUGACUUGGGAAGUUGUUUUUUUUUAAUGUGUAACUUUGGGGGGAGCUGGUACCUCAUGGCUGUUCUUCAUGCAGCAGCAACCAUGUACAUGUAUUUAAAGCAGCUCUUUUUAAUCACUUGAUAAAAUGUGACUGUUUUGUUUUGAGACUCUUGUAUUGGUCACAGCCCUCUUUACAGUUGUGUGCUUAAAGCUCUCACCUGUCCUCUGUUGUGUGUAUGAUAAAAUGUUUGCAUUUUGAUAUGUGCUGGUCUUAAUGAUGGCAGCUGUAUGGUAGACACAUUCCUGUCUGUGAUUGUGAGCUACAGCUGGCCGGGCAGAAAUAAAUCAUGUUUAGCGAAGCUGACUUCAUAGUGAUUGGAACAGAAAAAUACGGAUUUGGAAAAGCUAUAUGACUGUCUCUUUAUAUUUCUUUAUUAACAUGUUCAGCUUUAGGAAAAUUAAAAACUGAGAAUAUUCAGUUA